GUCUGGAAGGCCAAAACGGACAAGGUCAGGCAAGGGCAGGCAAGGGCAGGCAAGGGCAGGCAAGGGCGGCGUCUUUGGGGUAUUUAAGGGCGCAUCCCGCCGAGUUACAACAAGAGUUCUCAACCACAAUCGAACAGCCAGUUCCAUUGAGCCUCUGCACACUCCGGGGAUCAUAAUCUUCAGCCAGCCGCCGCCAUGUACAAGUUUGCCGCUUUAGCUGCGCUCGUCGCGCUCGCCCAGGGUCAGGGCGCGGGCACGGAGACGCCCGAGACGCACCCCAAGAUGACCUGGCAGAAGUGCACUGGCGCUGGGUCAUGCACCGACGUCAGCGGUGAGGUCACAAUCGACUCGAACUGGCGCUGGGUCCACGUCAAGGAUGGCUACACCAACUGCUACGACGGCAACGAGUGGAACACCACCGCCUGCGCAGACGCCACGGCCUGUGCCGAGAACUGCGAGCUCGAAGGUGCCGACUACAGCAAGACCUACGGCGCCUCGGCCAGCGGCAACGCCCUGACGCUCAAGUUCGUGACCAAGCACGAGUACGGCACCAACAUCGGCUCGCGCUUCUACCUCAUGGAGAACGAGAGCAAGUACCAGAUGUUCACCCUCAUGAACAACGAGUUCGCCUUCGACGUCGACCUCUCCACGCUCGACUGCGGCCUGAACGGUGCUCUGUACUUCGUCGCCAUGGACGCGGACGGUGGAACUGGCAAGUACGCGUCCAACAAGGCUGGUGCCAAGUACGGUACCGGCUACUGCGAUGCCCAGUGUGCUCGUGACCUCAAGUUCGUUGGUGGCAAGGCCAACGUCGAGGGCUGGAAGCCGUCGAGCAAUGAUGAGAACGCCGGUGUUGGUCCUUAUGGCGCCUGCUGCGCCGAGAUGGACGUCUGGGAGUCCAACUCUCACUCGUUCGCCCUCACGCCCCAUCCGUGCGAGAACAACGCGUACCACGUCUGUGAGACGGACGGCUGCGGCGGCACCUACUCUGAGGACCGCUUCUCCGGCGAUUGCGACCCCAACGGUUGCGAUUACAACCCAUACAGGCAGGGCGUCAAGGACUUCUACGGAAAGGGCAAGACGCUCGACACGAGCAAGAAGUUCACCGUCGUGACCCAGUGGUCUCCCGGCAAGAUCGCCCAGUUCUUCGUCCAGGACGGAAAGAAGAUCACCUUCCCCAGCUCCACCUACGCCGACGGCGCCGAGCUGAACCAGGAGUGGUGCGACAAGGUCACCGAGGCCUUUGACGACAGACCUCGCUUCACCGAGGUCGGCGGCUUCGCGCAGAUGGACAAGGCGCACCAGUCCCCCAUGGUCCUCGUCAUGUCGCUCUGGGAUGACCACUACGCCAACAUGCUCUGGCUCGACGCUACCUACCCCCCUGAGAAGGCCGGCCAGCCAGGUGGAGACCGUGGAGACUGCUCCGCCGACUCCGGUGUCCCCAAGGAGGUCGAGAGCUCGCAAGCUGAUUCCCAAGUCGUCUACAGCAACAUCCGCUUCGGCCCCAUCGGCAGCACCGUCAAGGAAACCUAAAUGCCGAAACUGCCGAGCCAACGGCUGCCGCCGCC
Molecule: messenger RNA, 1568 nt
Organism: Phialemonium atrogriseum
Lineage: Eukaryota; Fungi; Ascomycota; Sordariomycetes; Cephalothecales; Cephalothecaceae
Product: glycoside hydrolase family 7 protein
Exons: 6
Coding region: 196-1533 (445 amino acids)
Biological process (GO): carbohydrate metabolic process
Molecular function (GO): hydrolase activity, hydrolyzing O-glycosyl compounds
Source: RefSeq, a predicted model, not a curated record